GAAAAAGGAGCGGACCCAUCCGCCUCUUAUCUUGAGGGCGGUCCUGUAUUUGGGAACUGACUUGAAUUUGAUUAGAGACUCUCUGCACCUGUGACUGUUGUUUCUGGCACAUGACAUUCAGGGAGGAAACGACGCCAAAUUUCAUAAAGCUAGUCAGGCUUUAAAAAGCGUUUUCUGAUUGAUGAAUAGGUGCAAAUUACCAUUUGCCUUUGGAUCUGAGGGGAAAAACAGAUGGAGGGGAUGCUGAGUUUAAAACCUACUUCGCCCAGUUGUUCAUCCAGAGACCCCUCUCCUCCAUCUGUGCCGGAUGCUCAAGAAGAGUUGAAUGUCCAACCAUCUCCUGUAGCUAAUGGUACAGAAGCACCACCACCACUACCCCCACCCCCUCCACCUCCUCCUCCUCCUCCAGCUCCUCCACCUCCUGCAUCCUUUGGCUCUUGUGACAUCCAAAGACGUUCCAUGAAAAAACUGAACUGGGACACACUACCUAACCAUCAUGUGUUGGGUAAGCUGAACGUGUGGACAUCCAAACGGACUCAGAGGGACCUGGUAUUGAAUAUACAAACCAUGGAAGAGUUAUUUAGUCAUGAUGACAAAAGGGCAUCGCUACGGGCUUCAAAAGUCUUCAGUUUAAGUAAAAGUGAUGGGAUGAACUUGUGUGGACAGGACUCUCAGGUGACAAUAUUGGAUUCUAAGCGAAGCAUGAAUAUCGGGAUCUUCCUAAGACAUUUCAAAAGGCCUGUGAGUGAAAUAGUGGAGGACAUUCGUCAGGGGAACUGGCAGAGGUUUGGAAAUGGCAAACUCAAAGAGCUUUGUAAGCUUCUACCAGAAGAAAGUGAGGUAAAACAGCUGCAGUCAUACAGAGGUCAACUGUCUGUGUUACCCGAGGCAGACCAGUUCAUGGUACAGCUCAUUAAAGUCCAUGGCUACGGGGAACAUCUAAAAAUGAUGCUUCUGAGGGAGGAGUUCCUUCCCCUCAUGGAGGAAGUGAAGAAUGCCAUUGCGGUCAUGACCAAAGCAGCUAAUGAACUGUUGGACUGCGAUGACCUCCAUUCGGUGAUUCGACUAGUAUUGAAAGCUGGGAAUUACAUGAACGCUGGUGGUUACAGUGCAAAUGCCGUAGGAUUCAGGGUGGCUUCCCUGCUCAACUUGGCAGACACCAAAGCCAACAAGCCUGGCAUGAACCUCAUGCACUAUGUUGCCAAGCAAGCAGAGGAGAUUGAUGCAGAGUUGCUGACUUUUCCCAGCCAACUUGGGCACAUUGGGAUGGCAUCAAGAAUUUGUAAAGAUGACAUAAUCAAGGACUUGAAGGGGGAAAUCCAGAAGAUGGAAGAAGUUAAGCUGUUUAGCAGCAUACACCCUGGACUCUUGCAACAAAUAGAACAAUUUCUGAAGAGGGCAGAUUCUAUGCUUGCAGACGUUGACCUGUCCCUAAGUGAGCUGAAGGCUUUAAGCGAUGCUGUCGCAGGGUACUUCUGUGAAGACCCAGCUACCUUCAAACUUGAAGAGUGUUGUUCCAUCUUUUACUCAUUCUGUAAACGGUUUGACAAAGCUGUACAGGAGAACAGAGAGAGAGAAGCUGUUGAACAUAGACACAAGCGCUCGGAGAGCAUGCAAGUAGCUGCUAAACGACGCUCUGUGGCAUCAUGUUCAGCACUUGACCCUACAGAUGACUCAUGCUUGGAGUCUGCGCUGCACAACCUUCUAUCCAAACCCCCGUCUGGUUUAAGCAGAUGUAGGAAGAAUUUCCAACCCCAGGCUAAAGGCUUGCGUUCUGAAUCCUGUUCUCAAACUUCACAAAAAGAAAUGCCAAUUCCUUGCAAAACUACAGACAGCCCGGAGAAGAAACAAACUAAGCUACUUAAAGACAUGGAAUUGGCAAAAUUGGAGCAGGAAGAAGCCGAAAAGAUGCGUGAGAUAACCCGGAAGGUGCUUUCCUACCAAAAUGUCAAAGGCAGCCGUAAUGAUGAGAAGGUACCGGGGAGUCCUCGGCAUUCGAAAGGAGAACAGGGUGAGGCUAGUACUCCACGUACCCCUUCACCUAGAACUAGGGACUACUUCUUUACCAGUAAUGGUACUGUGGGAUCUCCAUGGACUAUUCUGAGCCCCGUAAGUUGGUCUCCAAGAAGCAACGCCCUGCGAGGCAAAGCCCAGAGAGGAUCAUCAUCGUCUUCUGGAAAUGAUCCUGAUGAUGGAGUCUGGGAGAAUGAUGAAACCAACUUGAAAACUCAUAGUAGUCAGGAAAGUCUGACUUCUCCAUCUGGAGGAUCUGCCUCCCUUCCUGAGUGCAUCCGUCAGAGAGCAUUGUCACAGGCACCACUGCUCAGGUCGGCCUCCGUGGAUGAAACCCUCCGUUCUCCUAGAAUGGGCUUCCGGCUGAGAUACUUGUUCCAGAGAAGCAUGUCUCAAAGAUCCUUCUCCUUUGAAUCAAAAAUGGGAGAUAUAAAGGAAAGAAGUGACAGAAAGGUGGAAAAUUAUGCUGAGGGGUCAUCUGGAUUAAAGUCUUUGUUUAAACGUAUUGGAAGCAGAAGUAAACUCUGCAAUUUGGAAGAGAAAACAUGAAAUGAUUCACUUCUUAGUCUAAAGUUUUAAAGAUGGAAACUAGGCUUUGUCAGUUUUUCUGUGUUUUAUAUGGCUAAUGUUGAAUGUUUGUCUUUUUAUGUCAUGUUUUUACCCUUUAGAGGGCAUACGGCAAAUGGGGACUUGCUUUGCACUCUGAGGGUGUUUUUUUUUUUUUUUUUUU
Molecule: messenger RNA, 2743 nt
Organism: Poecilia reticulata (guppy)
Lineage: Eukaryota; Metazoa; Chordata; Actinopteri; Cyprinodontiformes; Poeciliidae
Gene: fhdc3
Product: FH2 domain containing 3
Source: RefSeq, a predicted model, not a curated record